AUGGCAAAUUCUGAACGAGGUGGAACGAUUAGAGACUAUAUUGAAGCUCGUAAAAAAGUUUCCGAUUUUGAACUUAUCAAAUAUCGCAAAAAAUUGGACGAAGAAAGAGAAGCAAAAUUGAAAUAUGCUUCAUCCACCAACAAAAAGAAAAAGAAACAUAGUCGCCAGGAACGUUCCUCAUCAGAUUCUGAUCAUAAAGGACGCGAUGAUCACCAUAAAAAACAUCAUGGCCAUCACAGUCAUUCGCAUAAG
Racocetra fulgida is the source of this 252-nucleotide messenger RNA. Lineage: Eukaryota; Fungi; Glomeromycota; Glomeromycetes; Diversisporales; Gigasporaceae. The record is from the annotation of a GenBank genome assembly.